CGCUACGGUGUCGCAUUGCACCUUAUUAAUGUCCGCGAUUUUUCAACUCUUGUACUACCCAUGAUCUCAAGGGCAGCGCGUGCAUCGCGCAUCUGCCAAGCCUGUCGGGUCGGCCUUACACAACGCAGCGCGGUGCUGGGCUUCCGCGCGCUUCCCCGUCAAGAUGGCUUGCUUCAACGGCGGCGCUUUGCCUCCGACUCGGAUCCCCCCCCUCAGUUCAACGCCGAGAUUGAGGCCCUGAUAUCUGAUAAGCUAUUUGGUGGGAAUGCGAAGAGGUCGAUUGACAAGGCGGAGGAAACCCCAGAACCGCCAAAAGAUGUCGACGAAGACGAUGCCGAGUGGGAUUCGCCCGCAUUACACAACGCCGACAGCUCUAUCGCCGCCGAGAUCGACAAAUUCCUUUCCGAUGUUGCCGGAGCUCCAACUACAAGCAGUCAGGCCAGAAAUCCAUCCUCGAACCCCAGAAGAGACCGCAAUACAUUCACCGACCCCCCCUCCGAGCAACCAUCUGCAUCUUCUACCAAACCUCGAUCGAAGCCCCGUUCCGACUCCUCAUCCGAUUCCAUGUUCGAACUCCCAGUUAUUCCCGACUUCGAUCCGCCAGGCUCUCAAUCCAACAACAAGCUACGCCACAACCUCCUCCACAACCAACCCCUCGGCGUAUCAGCGCUCGGUGUCCCCGCCGACGCCAUCAUCAUCAAGAACCCGAACAAGAUGCGCAUUGAGAGAAGGGCUGCCAGGGAGAUUUUGGAGAAGCCUCUGCUUCCUACCUCGGAUGUUGAUUGGAAACGAUUCGACCCGACGAAUGGUGGCGACGAUGCUAAUUCUAGACACCACAUUUGGGCCAACAUCAAUGAGCUGCGGCCCGACAGCAGAGCUCUGCGAAUGAGAGACUUUGAGAAACUGUCCAGGGCUCUAUUCAACGGCUUUACGGUCGACCAGCUCAGAGAAUACAUGCGUGAUUACGAAAUGGAGGCGGGACUCGAGGAUACACCGCUGGGCAAUUAUCCCUGGAUCAUGAAGCAGAUGCCCUGGACCCCAUUCAAAUCCCUACCAGUCGCCGAGAAACUGGCGUUCAAAUACUCUUUUGUUCAGAAACUCAUUGUCCAGAAGUGGAAGAUUGGCAUUCAAGAACAUGUAGAUGCGUUGGGCCAAGCCUUCAUCUGGGUUGACCCUCACUACUUCAAGUUUCUUGCCCUCGGUAUGAGACCCUUUUUGAAGGGAGCCAGGAAUGACUUUCUCGACGAGUCCAACAACGAGAAGCUCUCGACAACAUCCACCGAGUGCCGCCUCAACAUCACAGCCCGGAAGGCCCCAACCUAUGCCAUCCUAGAACGGCUUGAUCAGCAUCUAAAAAACGUCCAACAUCGCAUGCUACCCAUUGGCCAGCUCACCAAGCAUAUCCCGUCGUCCACAGAACUAGAAGAACUUGCCCGCAUCACAUCUACCUCCCUCAAACUUCACAAGCAAGGCAAGGAUGCGCACCUUCAAGUCUCGUGGUUCUCCGAGCAAAAGGACCCCAUCACCGCACCUCACGCUCAAAACGAAGGCAAGGCGGAUACCGUUCUUCGGCUACUAACCACCCUCCCAAGUCGCGGCCUCGUCGAAACGGUUGAGUGUAUUCCUUCAUUGGAACCUACCAGUGGCACUGGUGGCAUCUUCGUGGGCUUCAACCGAGAGCGAAGGAGCAUGGCAUGGAGGGAUAAACUUCGCAAGUGGCUACGAUAUGUGGCACCUAUGGGCAUCACUAAUGAUGCUCCUGAAUGGCCCCUGGACCUAGCCAAGUCGGUAUCACUCCCAGAGUACGCUGGCAGACUCAGCAGCAAUUUCACCACUGCGACAUUUGGCCAUCUCCUCCACUCUGAGGCACACCAGUCGACGACCAAGCUCUCUCGGAAGCGCCGCCUCUUGUCGCCCGUCACUCCUCACCCAGCAUCAUUUUCUGCCCUCAAGCCCGACGACGACGAACCUCUAAGCCAAUCGACAGCCAUUAUCCUCAAAUUCUCACCUAGUGUCGACCGCUUGACGAGCCCCGAGAGCAAGGGACCCCCCGUUCGUCUGCAUAUCCCAAUCACGCCAGAAACCGACAUUGUGGAUUUCAAAAUCCCCGAAGACGCGACUCUCCAGUGUGCUGUCCCUUGGCACGUCGACGACGUCAUGCUUCCUGCCCAGAGCGUUGACGUGCGUCUCGUCAAUGAGCGCCAUCUCCCCCUUGACAUCGAUCAGCCACAGCUUCAAAGCUUUCUCGAAAUUGCCGACUUCAAUCUCCGCGACGGUCGCCUCCAGACUCCCAAGGAGGUGACUCUCUCUAUUCCUGAGCAGUGGCUGAGCACUCGGUCGAAGGGUGGUAAGAAGUCACAGAUCUCAGCCGAUGUGCUCUAUGCCUUCCGCGGUAUCGAAAUUCACCAGAAUAUCGAGAUUCCCUUGAACGGUCACACUCUACGUUACUCCCUUAUCGAGGCUGGUCAGCAUGGCGGCAGGCGUCAGGAGCUCGCUCUCCAAGCGGGCCGCCCAGGAGCCCCUGCAAGUGCCUUUCAAGGCGAACAGCGUGAGAGCUUCCUCCGGGUAGUCGAAGGUGUAGCUACAGGAAAGUUCUUCUCAUGGGUUGAGGGCCACAAGUCGGUCAAGGCGCAGCAAUUUGAAGACUUCAGUUACGAUCUCCCCGCCGAGGAACUUGGUGAGGAUUUCGUCGUGUCGGAAUUUGACCCCGAGGAGGAGAAGAGGGAGUUGGCUCAGCGGAAGGCGGACAAGGCGGAUAAGGCUGCCAAGGAAAAGAAGCUCAAGGAGGAAUGGGCCGCUUCGAAGUUGGCUGCGAAGAAGGCCAAGAAGUCUAAAGACCUCAAGCUUGAUGCGAAACCUGCUGACAAGUCCGCCGAGGAGCCUGCUGAGGUAUCAGUUGAGAAGCCUACUAAGGAGUCUGAGGAUCCUCAAGAGAAGCUUGCGGAGAAGCCAGCGGAGGAGCCCGUUGAGGGGUCUGCUAAGGAACCUCUGGCAAAGCUUGCCGAUAAGUCUGUUGAAGCCCUCGUUGACGAACCUGCGGAGAAGCCUGUGGAGGAGUCUGCUGUGGAAACUCCGCGAAAGCUCGCUAAGAAGCCUGUUGAAAAGCCUACCGAGAAGACUACCGAGGACCCUAUCAAACGGGAGGCAUCAAAGCCCAAGGCUCCCGUGGCGCCUGUGGUAGACGAAAGAGCCUUCUUCAGGCAGUUUUCAAGCAGGGCCGGAGACCAGCUCGAUCAGUUCAAGGCACCUACGAAGCGCCGAAAGGGCAAGAAGAGCAAUCGCACCACGGCGAAUGAGAACUUGGACGAGGGUGACCCAUUCCGGAUCUCGACAAGGCCGAAAAGGAGCCCCUCAUCACAAGCGAAGGAUAGCAGCCUGUCUGUCGGCAAUGCGGCAAGCAAGGCCGACUUCGUCAGACAGGACUCCAACGAAGCUGACACCGACCGGUUCACCUUUGAUGAUGCGUGGGAGGACGACGACUUCAACGAUGAUGAGAUCGAGGACAACGAACUGUCGACCGCGGAGAUUGAGGCCGAGUUGGUCAAGAUGUUCGGGUUGGAUAAGCAGUCCACUCAGCAAAAGGCGGCAGAGGCAUCCUCUGAGACCAUGGCGCGGGCCGUGGAAGAGUGGGAGGAGCUCAAGUCCGAAGCAGACGAGACGGCCCAGUCCUCCAAGGGGACCUCCCACAAAGCGACUACAACACCACCCUCUCACCAAGACAACGCUCAAAUGCAACCAACUGGAGCGCGGAACGAGUCGACUUACCCGAAGGAGGACGCUGAGGAUUCGUCCGUCGAGCAGCCGACGACCAAAACUACGGAGUCACAAGCGGGGAUGAACGUUGACGACACAGCCGACAAAAAGAACAAAUAGACGAAGGCAUGUAAAAAAAAACGGCACUGGGAAUAGACGAAUAAUUAUGUAAACUAAAAGUGUAGUUAUAGUUGAUGUAAGAACACGAAAUCUCAAGACGGCAUGUAUUGAACGCAAUACCAUUUCGGGCGCAAAGCAUUGUCAAUGGGCAGACGUGGGGCACCUCUCACGCAAUCCUCUUACAAGAGGGUCAAGCAACGGGCAGGACAAAGUACGGACGGGUGAGUCGUGCAGGCCAACCGUCGGGUCAACCAGCUAUCGAGCGUCCAUCGGCAGGGAGGGAGCGACAACAAGCAUCACAAUCAUCACACAUCACAUCACAUUCAUGGGAGACAAGAAAUUUUGCAUAAAUCACUUCUGGACUCUAUUUUAUUUUUGGUUGUUUAGCACAACAUGAGAAGUUCCGAC
Molecule: messenger RNA, 4281 nt
Organism: Ilyonectria robusta
Lineage: Eukaryota; Fungi; Ascomycota; Sordariomycetes; Hypocreales; Nectriaceae
Product: mitochondrial inner-membrane-bound regulator-domain-containing protein
Exons: 3
Coding region: 61-3873 (1270 amino acids)
Cellular component (GO): mitochondrial inner membrane
Source: RefSeq, a predicted model, not a curated record